AUGGCCCAGGACCCGAAUGGCCUUGAUCCCUCUGCCUCGUCAAUUGCCUCCAGAUUCACGGAGUCUUCAAGUCCUCGUCGUCGGCAGGACACCGCGGCGUCUCCCCCCAAGCCGUCCCCUCCUCCCCCGCCUCCGCCAUCUCCGCCUUAUCCCGGUGCGUGGGAUCGUGGCCGUGCCUGCGUGGUCAACGCGACCAAUACGUACUGGUCGUAUGGAAGGGAGCAUGGAUGUAGUCAAGAGUCGAAGAGCAACCUUGUGGACGGCGAACGAGUUUAUAUGAAACAACCGAACGGUACUCUUCGCUGGGCAGUCUUCAAGCAGCAAGCUCGGGGCACGCUGGCAGCUAGGGCGCACCUGAAUCAGAUGGUGGAAGCUGUAGGCGGCGACCCUGCGACAUUCAGAAACAGGCUUGCCCAAGCGGACUACGUUCUGGCUCGAGAGGAACCUACCGGUGUCGUCCGUGAGGAGGACUCUGGAGAAAUGUUCUCGCUUUGGUCACCAGUUCACCUGGGCCAACCAACGUCCAAUUUCUUCUGGGGGACAGGACAGUUCGCGGGCGGUACACUGACGAUGGCGCCGUCGACCCAGGAGGAGAUGGAGUGGUUUUGA
Molecule: messenger RNA, 609 nt
Organism: Alternaria alternata
Lineage: Eukaryota; Fungi; Ascomycota; Dothideomycetes; Pleosporales; Pleosporaceae
Exons: 2
Coding region: 1-609 (202 amino acids)
Source: RefSeq, a predicted model, not a curated record